Messenger RNA from Mesorhabditis belari, 984 nucleotides. The record is from the annotation of a GenBank genome assembly. NCBI's taxonomy places the organism in Eukaryota, Metazoa, Nematoda, Chromadorea, Rhabditida, Rhabditidae.
AUGCCAUCAUGUGCUCUUCUUCGAAUACCAGUUGGGAGUGAGAGAGAUGGACAAGGACGAACAUUUCAAAUUGGAGAGAAGGGGGGAUGGACGGAUAUAAAGAGCCACCCAGGACAGUCACGCCCAGUGCUGCUCUCAACCUAUCUGGUCCGAUUUCCUAGUUGCUUCCUGAUUUUCUUGCGAGUCGAGAAUGGAUCUCGAGACGCGAGUCAAGGCCUAUCGCUUCGUUGCCUACUCAGCCGUUGCCUUUUCGGCUGUGGCCGUCCUUUCGGUGUCCGUCAACUCAAAGACAUCCCGAGCGCAAAGAACCGCACUGCUCGUCAAGCUGGUUAUGACUUUGCCGUCACUGGAGGCUCACAGGCUCAAGGCUCUUGUGACUCUUGUUGUUUGCCUGGAUCAGCUGGUCCCGCCGGAACCCCUGGAAAACCAGGACGCCCAGGAAAACCUGGUGCUCCUGGUCUUCCUGGAAACCCAGGUCGUCCGCCGCAGCAGCCUUGUAAUCCUGUCACUCCACCACCUUGCAAACCUUGUCCACAAGGACCUCCCGGACCGCCUGGACCACCCGGACUUCCUGGAGAUGCUGGAGCUCCAGGUCUUCCCGGUUCACCCGGACAAAAUGCUCUCCCAGGACUUCCUGGACCAAAGGGACAACCAGGACCACCAGGAAACCCCGGUGCACCAGGACAGCCAGGACAGCCAGGAACUCAUGCUCAAAGCGAGCCUCUUCUCCCAGGAGAGCCUGGACCAGCUGGAGAUCCAGGACCAGUCGGGCCUCCUGGCGCGCCCGGUCAACCUGGAGCCCCCGGACAAGCUGGCCAACCUGGUCCCAAAGGGCCUCGAGGACCUGAUGGCCUGCCCGGUGCUGAUGGAAACCCUGGAGCUUCAGGACAACCCGGAACCCCCGGUCAAGUGGGCGAGCGCGGCAUCUGUCCUAAAUAUUGUGCGAUCGAUGGAGGAGUUUUCUUCGAGGAUGGAACCCGACGU